Molecule: messenger RNA, 1022 nt
Organism: Hevea brasiliensis (rubber tree)
Lineage: Eukaryota; Viridiplantae; Streptophyta; Magnoliopsida; Malpighiales; Euphorbiaceae
Exons: 4
Coding region: 172-513 (113 amino acids)
Source: RefSeq, a predicted model, not a curated record
UCAUUUGUUAUAGGAACACCAGCCUAUUAUGUCAUCACACAAUGUGGAAACAAAGUACAUGAAAGCAAAGUAUCAUCAGGUAAGGACAAACAAGCAUGGUGGAAUGAGAAAUUCAGGUUUGAAUUUCCACUAAUUGAUUGGAAACACUUGACCCAUCUAAAAUUCAGAAUCAUGGAUAAGGAAUUCUUCACAUAUGGCGGAUUUGUCGGUGAAACAAUAAUUUACCUUGGAGGAAUAAUAGCUGAUGGAAUUGAUAAGGGAAUUCUAGAAGUAAAACCAGUUCCAUACAAUGUGGUGCUUGAAGAUGACACUUACAAAGGAGAGAUAAAAAUUGGACUCAAAUUCAUUACCAAUAAAGAACUGCUUAUGGAGACAAGGGCGUUCAUGGCGCCAGUGAAUGAACCAAGACAAUCAUUAUGCAGAUGUAUUAUCAAUCACUUGAAGUCUUCAUGGUCAAGGUUGUAUUUUUAUUGUAAUCAAUUGAUAUCCAAGAGUAAGCCAAAGGAAAAUUAGAAGGCAUUCUAAUGAGAAGCUAAACUUUGUAAAGAAAUCAGCAAAGAUAGAUUCUACCCUUGAGAUUAGGAUAACAUUUUGCUUAAGACUUGGCAGAGUAGAAUUUAUUGCUUAUAGGCCAUAGCCUUGCCAUACAUAGAAUUUUAGGUCUGUUAAUGUGAUUAGACAACAGGGGGUAUACUAUUGACAGACACUUGAUGGCUCAGACUCAAUAAGACCAACCAGCUGAGUAAUGUAUUCUCUUCCCAUUUGUUAUUGGCCUAGAGUGAAGCUCUUGAAUAAUCUAUUUCUGUUGAUCCUUGUUUGGAACUUAACUUUGUUAGGUAACUGUAUGGGCACAAGACUUACAAUUGAAGAGUCCUUGAAUGAUUGAUCAACUUUGCUCAGUAACUUCAUGGGCAAGAAGAUAUAUUGUUUUAGUAAUUGUUAUGGGUGAGUAGACUUACUAUUGUUUUGCUACAUAAAAGUUUGUUCAUGCAUUUGCUUCAUAGAGAAAUAUUUGAUCUGAA